AUGGCUUGCAGACAUUCUCAUAUGUUUACCAGCGGUGCCCGACCAGCAGAGGUGAAUGAGCGAAGAGCCUCCACGACCUACACCUCCCCGGGAAGGAAGUGGCCAAGAUAUCCCCAGGAAAGGCCUAAGGCCUGGGACGGACCCCGGCGAGAGGCGGGAGCUUUUCAGAAGUGGGUUACGGCUUUCUGGUAUUCGUUAAGUGCUCACAUGCUAAUGCUUGGGGACUACCCAGCACGGAAUGGGGUCAAGGGCAAGGUGAUCAUCGGUGGCGUCGUGUUGGGGACGUUGGUCAGCAUUGCCAUUGCCUCGCAGGUUGUGUCUACCGCGCCGAGGGAUGAGUAUCUGGCCAGCCUGAAAGACAUGGAGGGCAUGGAGGGUUUGGGGGGCUCCAACGAGAAGCUGCCGCCCCUUGUGAAGAACGGUGGUUACAAGCUUGGGGAGGUCUAUCGCCAGUUCGCCGAUGAAGCCAUUGGAGUCAGCCGCCCCAUCCUCCUCCUUGGUGACUUGCUUCCCGGAGGGCCAGCAAAGCAGGGCCUGGGCACCGUGGAACGCGCCACUGCUUUGGCCACCUAUUUGUUGUCUGCCUUGGCCGCAAAGAAAGACAACGGCAAGCCAAUGUAUGACUCCAUUACAGCCGUGCUCACCCAGGACGACCUUCAGGCAGUCGCAAGGCUGUUUCUGGGAAUCACAGUGGAGGAACGCUUGGAGCUA
This is a messenger RNA of Symbiodinium pilosum, 711 nucleotides long. The record is from the annotation of a GenBank genome assembly. Lineage: Eukaryota; Dinophyceae; Suessiales; Symbiodiniaceae.